UGGCGGAUGGCCCCAGGUGUAAGCGCAGGAAGCAGGCGAACCCGAGGCGCAAUAACGGUGUCUAACAGAGGCAAUCAGGCAGAUUUCAACAAAACUGUUUGUUACCUACUCAAACAUCCCAUGGCCACUGCUUCAUCAGAAGAGUGUUGAGUGCAUUGACAUCUUUGCUCUUUGGAUAUGGCUAUAUAUCCACGUGUAUUCCACACAUUAUCCUGUUGUGCCUUACAGUGGUACCUCUAGUUACGAACUUAAUUUGUUCCGGAGGUCCAUUCUCAACUCGAAACCAUUCUUAACCUGAGGCGCGCUUUCACUAAUGGGGACUCGCGCUGCGUGCACGCCUCGGACGUGCGAUUUCCAUUCGCAUGCAGGGGCAAAAUUCGCAACCAGGAGCACCUACUUCCAGGUUAGCGGAUCCCAUAACCCGAAGCGUUCGCAAGGAGGACGGUUCGUAACCAGAGUUACCAAUUACAAUAACGUUGUAGAAACAAAUUCUGAUUCAGAUGACGAAGACAAAUUGCACAUUGUUGAAGAGGAAAGUAUACCAGAUGCAGCAGAUUGUGAUAACAGCGUGCCAGAUGAUGACUUGCCAAAAGACCAUGCAGUAUUACCAGAACGCAGUGAAAGAGAAGGAAGUGCAAACAGUUGCUGGGAAGAUGAAGCUAGUAAAGAAGCAAAGGAAAUCCUGGGGCCUGAAGCUCAAGCAGAUGAAUCUGGAUGUAUAGUAAAAGAAGAUGAAUGUGAUUCUGAUGCAGAAAAUGAACAAAAUCAUGACCCUAAUGUUGAAGAAUUUCUGCAACAAGACGAUACAGCAGUUAUCUACCCUGAAGCACCUGAGGAGGAUCAAAGACAAGGAACACCAGAAGCCAGUGGCCAGGAUGAAAAUGGUUAAUAUUACUUCUGUUUUCUGUAAUUUGUAAAAUGGUGUUAUUGGAAGCAAGCGCUGUAUACAUUGGCUUCCAUUUUGAAAUAAAAAGUAUGAAUAAUAGCAUUUCCACAGAAAAAAACCAUAGGCUUUAAAAUGCAGUCAAAAUCCAAAAUAUAACCUUUGUGUUAAAAUUUUA
Messenger RNA from Podarcis muralis (Common wall lizard), 1061 nucleotides. Lineage: Eukaryota; Metazoa; Chordata; Lepidosauria; Squamata; Lacertidae. The record is from RefSeq and is a predicted model, not a curated record.